AUAGAUAUUGUAACUCCAUUUCCUUAAACAAAUGCGGCCAACGGGCCGGGCUAUAAGCUAGUAAACAAUUAGAUUACGAAGGUUCACACACUUUCAAAACAGGAGACGUGGAGUUGGGUGGCAAUCUGGUGUGGCGUAGGGCGUUGAUGAACAAGAACAAACAAACAAUAGCAAAAUCUAUCUCCCUGUAAUUAGCUCUCCUACCUCUCCAACCAACCAUAUCCCCCACAUUACACCGCACACCCUCCCCGCCUUUAUUGUAUCGCCCGUCUUCCUUCAAACCCCCAACCGACUACUCUUUUAUUGCUCCCCCCACCCUUCUCCCGCUGCCUCUCUCUGAGAUCUCGUUACCCAUCUCCCCCAUCUUCCACCACGUUGCCUCUUUCUCCUCCUCCCCACUCUCCCUUCAAAACCCAAUCUCAAGGGGGAAGAGAAUUCUUCGCGGUCCAGGAAUUGGGGAGACUCUUUGGUUGGACGGAAUGAAGGUCACAGUGGUUUCUCGCAGUGGCAGAGAGGUCAUCAAAGGAGGCCUCGACCUCAGCGAUUCGGCUACGGUGGCCGAUCUGCAAGAGGCAAUCCAUAAACGAACUAAGAAAUUCUAUCCAUCAAGACAGCGGCUGACCCUUCCCGUGCCAUCUGGUUCGAAAGAGAAGCCAACCGUUCUCAGUGCAAAGAAGAGCCUUAAGGAAUACACUGAUGGGAACUCAGACAGCUUGACCAUUGUUUUCAAGGACUUGGGUCCUCAAGUCUCCUACCGUACACUCUUCUUCUUCGAGUACGUUGGACCUUUGCUACUCUACCCCGUCUUCUAUUACUUCAAUGUCUAUGAAUUCCUCGGCUACAAGGGGUCCGAGCGUGUUAUCCACCCGGUUCAGACAUAUGCUCUGUACUACUGGUGCUUCCACUACUUCAAGCGCAUUAUGGAGACAUUUUUUGUGCACCGGUUUAGCCACGCCACCUCGCCUCUGUCCAACGUGUUCCGUAAUUGUGCGUACUAUUGGACGUUCGGUUGCUACAUUGCUUAUUACAUGAACCACCCGCUCUACACUCCUGUUAGUGACCUUCAGAUGAAGAUUGGCUUCGCCUUUGGUGCACUUUGCCAAGUCUCAAACUUGUACUGCCACGUCUUGCUGAGCAACCUGCGCAGUCCUGAUGGAAGCGGUGGCUAUCAGAUCCCUCGUGGGUUUCUAUUCAAUAUCGUCACCUGUGCAAAUUAUGCAACGGAGAUUUAUCAGUGGUUGGGUUUCAACAUUGCAACUCAGACCGUUGCAGGCUAUCUGUUCCUUGUGGUUGCUGCUUCCAUCAUGACCAACUGGGCUCUUGCUAAGCACCGCAGGUUGAAGAAGUUGUUUGAUGGGAAGGAUGGACGACCUAAGUACCCACUCCGAUGGAUCAUACUACCUCCAUUCCUGUAGAGCCACAUUGCUUCUCUACUCCCCUUUGUUGUUGGUUGCUUGAAAAAUGCUUUCUUGAUACUCGGAAGAACACUUAUUUCGCGUCGUGGUGGAUCAUUCUCUAAGGGGUUGAAGAUGGAAGGUCCUGGAUUUCCCAAUCAUCCCACUUAUGUAGUUGUUAGGUCUUUCGAUAUGGAAAUUGAUUGCUGGAAACCAGAGAUGGGAUGAUCCGGUCCUCCUUGGCGGGCUUUCUACAUUCAUACUCUUGGUUAACGUUUUAUUUAUCCCCGUUUUCCUGGUUAAGAUAGCUUAGACGGAACCAUUUGUUGUCUUAAUGAUCUUUGCUGUGGUGUUGAAUCUCUUCUAGGGUAUGAAUUCUUGUUGUACUGUCCUGAGUUAUAAAGCAGAGGGUAUGUUAGGCUCACAUCCGAUCCGAGUGUCAUCUCAUUUCUUUUUGUUCAAUCACAUAUCCUUUAUCUCAUCUUCGAAUUGUGAUCACCAUAUUCAUGUUUUGCAUCUAAUCUCAUUUGUUUAUGGAUUUGAUGCCUUAGUUGAUCCCAUACUCUUCGAUCUUAGAAGAGAUUGAAUAUGGCUCUGCCUGCAAACAAGUUUCCAAGUCAUCCAAGCAGUCAUUGAACAUGUUGAGUUUAUACACAAACAUCCCCUUUGACACGAUGACCACCAAGUCAUACACAUUCGGAAUUUCAGAUGCCAUCAUGCCCACUCACAAGAAAUCUAGAGCAAGUAUUGAUAGUCAUUUCAAAAUUAAGAACACGGUUUACAACAGUGCUAAUAUGGACGAUUACCUUGCGAGUAAAAGGAAAUCAUGCUUAGGAAAAAUGAUGACUAAUCUACAUGGACGUAAUGACGAUGCAACGUGAUAAAGGGUUGGCUUAACUUAUUAAUGCAAGUGGUAGGAACCUAGAAACGAGGGGGCAAUGAUAACGAUGGAUGUGGUGGAAUCAUGGUUGUCAUGCCGGUGGCAUGCCAUCCGGUUGAACCUGGUUCAAUCUGUGCCGGUCAUGAAAUCGGCAUGAUACCACCGGUAUGGUCGGUAUGAUCGACUUACGCAUUCUAAGUAAAAUGAUAUCAUUUUAAUGAGUUUAAUGAAUAAAAAAAAAUUAUUAUUCAUUUUAUGAAUGUAAUUGUUAAAAGUUGAUGAUAUUUGUUGGAUUGUAACUAAAUUGUCCACAAAUAUGUUUUAUAUGAUUAAAUACAUGAGAUAUUAAUUGUUUUCACAUUUUUGUAAACCGACAUGAACCGGCACAAACUGGUUAUACCACCGGUCGUACCAUUCUACUUGCCAAACCGACACAACGGUAUAAACCGGUUUGACAACCUUGGGUGGAAUCAAAUGAUGGUCGAGGCAGGGGAGCUCAAAAGCACAUUCACACUUCUUGAGAUCAUGAUUGCCACUGUUUUACAACCUUUUUUCCCUCCCAAAUCACAUGCUUAUGAUUUUUCUUCUUCUUCAAAUGGCUGCCUAAAAAAGCUACCAUGACAGCAAAACUUGCCUCGAGAUCCUGAAAAAAGAUUAGCGAUAAAGCUGUGAAAUGGGUCAGCCAUGGGCCAUGGACAAGAUUCAAAUUUUGGGCCCGUGACUUGGCUUUCUAGCUGUGUGGGCUGCUACGAGCUGAAUAUUCUCUUUUUCAAAAAUUAAUAAACAGGGGUUAAUUGCAUGGUUGGUCACUGACAUUACAAAAAGCGUUCAUGUUUGGUCACUAGAAAUAUUUAAAUAUAUUUUUGGUCACUAACUUUACAAAAACCGUUCAUUUAUGGUCACUCUCCGUUAGCUGCCGUCCAACGCCGUUAACGGCGUCCGUUAAGUGAUGACGUGGCUGACGGAUUCGCCUAAUCAGCACCUUUUAACCCGAAAAUUGACUGACCCGACCCGCCACAUCAUUUAAACCCUCCAUGUCAGCCAAACCUCUAACCAAACCAGGCAAGACCCAACCCACCAACAAAAAUGACCCACCCACCACUAAUCAAAACCUAAUUUCUAAAACCCUACAGGACAUUCCCCUUCUCCUCUCCAUCCCGCGCCGCCUUCAUCUCUCCCGCGAAAGUUCCUCUCCACUCGUUUAAUCGGCGACGAAGGAGGAAUCUUGGUCGACUAAGCAGAAAGAGAUGAAAACCCUAGAGAUUACCAAACGAAUUAAAGCAACAAAAAUUGCGAAGAACAUCAUACAUAUCAAUCUCCUGGGAAAGCAGCGGAAGGGAGAAAAAUCGAGAUUGAAAAGGGAAACCCAGACCCAUUAAUGGUACUGCUGUAGAAGCAGACAUUUUCAGCAGCUUUUCUUGGGAGCCAAACGGAAACGAAAAGAGCAAAAGCGGGGAGGGAUACAUGGCUGGUUUGUUGCUUUGCUCCCCUGCUGAUACUCUGCUAUGCUUUGCGCUUCUUGGUUACUCAAGGGAGAAGGGUAAAUUUGGUAAAAUAGAAUGGUAAACAGGAAGAGAGUGAGAAGGGGAAAUAAAAGGGGUAGUGGAAACUGAAAAUGAGUGCAACUGCUCCCUUUUUUCUUUUCCUUCGUCACCGUCUUCUUCUCCCUCAGCUCUUCACUCUGUGCCUGACCUCUCAAAUCCGCUCCACCUUUCCUUAUCUCCCGCUUCAUCAUUUCAUCAGAACCUUUGCUUCCCUGCUACCCGUGGAGAGGAACUUUCGCAGGAGAGAUGAAGGCGGCGCGGGAUGGAGAGGAGAAGGGGAAUGUCCUGUAGGGUUUUAGAAAUUAGGUUUUGAUUAGUGGCGGGUGGGUCAUUUUUGUUGGUGGGUUGGGUCUUGCCUGGUUUGGUUAGAGGUUUGGCUGACAUGGAGGGUUUAAAUGACGUGGCGGGUCGGGUCAGUCAAUUUUCGGGUUAAAAGGUGCUGAUUAGGCGAAUCCGUCAGCCACGUCAUCACUUAACGGAUGCCGUUAACGGCGUUGGACGGCAGCUAACGGAGAGUGACCAUAAAUGAACUGUUUUUGUAAAGUUAGUGACCAAAAAUGGAUUUAAAUAUUUUUAGUGACCAAAUAUGAACGCUUUUUGUAAUGUCAGUGACCAACCAUGCAAUUAACCCUAAUAAACAGAUAAUAAAUCG
Messenger RNA from Linum trigynum, 4470 nucleotides. NCBI's taxonomy places the organism in Eukaryota, Viridiplantae, Streptophyta, Magnoliopsida, Malpighiales, Linaceae. The record is from the annotation of a GenBank genome assembly.